AUGGCUCUAUCAAGGCUGGUCCUUCUUACCUCUCUCUUCUCUGCCUGUACUUCGGCCGCCCCCCUCACGAAACGCGCCGUCGAUGUGGUACAAGGAAAGCUUGGGAGUGAUGGAUUCUGGAAUGACUACGAUGGUGGUCAGAACAGUUACACACUAUACACUGGAAACGGCUCGGUAGCUGCAGGAUGGCCGUCAAGUCUGUCGUGGAUAUCGUUUAACGACAUGUGGGUCGCCAACCAGAAGACCAUCUCUCGAAGCUGCAACCACCUCUACAAUCAACCCAACAAUUCCGACCAAGAAAUCCAAGACAUUUAUGAUGCCAUCAAAGAGAUCUCACAACAGACACGGGUAGAUCACCGGUUCAUUUUGGCCGCAGUGAUGCAGGAGACGGGCGGAUGCGUCCGUGCAAAGACGACGGUAUCGCCAGAUGGCACCGUGAGGAACCCGGGGAUCCUCCAAUCUUUUAGAGGGAAUCACACGUGCAACGACAAUGGCAAAGUGCAGAACCCAUGUCCGAAGGAGCAGAUUCUAGGCAUGAUCCAGGACGGAGUGGCUGGCACGGCUAGCGGCCACGGAUACGCAUCCGACAUCAACGCUCAAGCUGACGUUGGCGACAUCGACUACGCCGAGGGAUACUAUCGGGCAGCACGGCUAUACAACUCGGGCAUGAUUGAUCCGUCGGGAGAUCUUGGGAAAGGUACAGCUACGCAUUGCUAUGCCAGCGAUAUCGCCAACCGGCUGACGGGGUGGACGGAUGCCCCGUCGGCGUGUACUCUGGAUAACAGUGAUUAA
This is a messenger RNA of Fonsecaea erecta, 792 nucleotides long. RefSeq lists its product as hypothetical. The record is from RefSeq and is a predicted model, not a curated record. Bases 1 to 792 code for a protein of 263 amino acids. The transcript is spliced from 4 exons. NCBI's taxonomy places the organism in Eukaryota, Fungi, Ascomycota, Eurotiomycetes, Chaetothyriales, Herpotrichiellaceae.